AGUCACCGCCUCGCCGGUCGGGGUUGGCCGGUGUCGGCGGUGUCUGCGAGUGCGAAGUCUGGACUCUGGAGUAUUAACACUACUGACACCUUUCAAAGAAUGUUUCAACCAACUUUUGAAUCUUUUUGUUUGGUAAAUAUAACGUACAUACAAAUAGUUUUUGAAGUGGAAUAACUUGAUGAUUCCUUCUUUUUUGGACGAGGAAUAUAGAUACUUAAGAGUCUACAUUUUUUAGAAAUGCCGCCAUUCCAAAAACCACGUAGUUUUAAACAAGAUACCUUUUUGUUGGAAGCUGUAAAUGCUAAUGAAAGUCUAAAAAAUGAUGUACAGGUUGUUGAAGAUUUAACUCAAAAACAACAGAAUACUUCAGAUUCAAAUAAGCCAGAGACCAAUAUAGUAAAAUGUAUAUCAAAAACUGUAGAGCAAUAUUCAAGUCAUCUAACUGAAUUGGAGCUGUCGAAUCAGAAUUUGCAUGAUUUAUCUGAUCUGUUCAAGUCUAUUGGCAAUUUGAAAAAGUUGUAUAUCCAUGACAGUUUGUUAGUUGAGUUACCUGAUUCCAUUAAGGAAUUGAAGAAUUUGCAUGAAUUAAACUUAAGUCAAAAUGAACUGAAAGAGCUUCCAGAAACUAUAAGUAAUUUAAAACAUCUGGAAAAACUAAUUCUUACUCACAAUCAUCUGAAAACAUUACCACUAUCUUAUGCUAAGUUGCAGUUACUCAGAGAACUAGAUCUCUCAGAUAACAAUUUUCAAUGUCUUCCAAAAUGUAUAGCAAAUGGAUUAGGAACAUUGAGGAUAUUGAAUAUUUCUGAAAAUCCUCAUGUGCAAGUGAAUGUUAUUCCUAGCAGUAAAUAUUUGGAAAAAUUUAUAGCCAGAAAUAAUAAAAAUUGUGGUACUUUCCCAGAUUGGAUUUUGAACUCAAAGUUUUUUAAUAUGAAAGAGUUCAAUUUAGAUAACACACAAUUUGAUAUUUAUACAUUUAAUGGAAAGGAAGGAGAUUUAUACUAUACAAAACUGUCAAUGACUUCAUCAAAUUUAUCAAGUUCAUAUUUAGAUAUGAUGAUUGAACACAUGAUCAACCUUCGAAUUAUUAAUGUAGGUAAUGAAAACAUUCAAGGAUCUGGGAAUGUUUUUAACUGCAUACCGAUUCAGAGUUUUAGAAAUCCACAUUUUAUUACGGAAAUAAAUUUUCGAAGAACAGGUCUUGGCACUGUACCCACUGCAAUAAAUCAGUUAUGUAAUUUGAAAACAUUAGAUCUAGGAUUGAACACUAUUUCAUGGUUCCCAGAUGAAUUCUAUGAACUACAGAAGUUAGAAUAUCUAAAACUUGAUGGAAACCAUUUCAUUUUGUUCUCAGAUAAGAUUGGCAAUUUAAUAUCCAUUAAAGAAAUUCAUGCAGAGAAUAACUCAUUAGAAACAUUACCAGAAUCAUUUCAGAAUUUAAAAAAUCUCAAAUUAAUUGAUUUCUACAAUAAUAAAUUUAAUGAGAUUCCAGAAAUACUUGGUAAAAUAGAAUCUUUGAAAGGUUUGGAUGUUGAGUUCAAUUAUUUUACAACUACUGAUAUAAAAGUUGGGAAUACUGAUUAUUCAACAUUAAAAGAGUUUUUACGAAAAAAAAAAUGUAUUGAUAAUAGGAAUACAGGAGUUUCUAAACAAGAUUCAUCUUCAGACGAACAUUCUAGUAGCUGCAUUGGUUCGUUUACUGAUUCUAGUAGUGAAGAUAAAGAUCCAUUUUAUAUAUCAUGUGAUUCCGAGGAAAAUUGGGAUAUUACUACAGAUACAGAUGAUGAGUUUGAACCUAAUAGUUUGGAAAUAAAUUACAACGAACAUUCGAAAGAAUAUUUGAAAGCCAAUUUUGCUCCAUUGGGCUUCUGUCCAGCAGACCUUCAUUCAGUGUCCAUUCGUCAGGAGGUGGCAUCUAUGCAGGCUUAUGGUUCUAUACCUUCUUACAAAAUAGUAGAAGGUCAAUUCGAUGAUGCUUGAACGAUAAAAUCUAAUUGUAAAAAACGCGCCAUAUUUUUAUGUAUGCAAAUAUGUUUGUUAGUUUUUAAAAAACUGAUUUUAUUUUAAUUAUGUGAAAUAACUCCGAUUACACUAAUUGCGCUUAAGUAUAAAUUACAGAGUACAAAUUAUUUAUUAAAUUAAGUGAUUAUGUUAUUAAGAUUAAAUCAUAUGUGUUCAUUAGAACUAAAUAAGGUGAAUGCUAUGAUAUAAGUAUGAGGAAAGAAGAUAAUUUAUAGAAUUAUAUAUAUAUAUAUACAUGUCCAAUGUACAGAACAAUAUUAUAA
This is a messenger RNA of Phymastichus coffea, 2285 nucleotides long. Its product is annotated as leucine-rich repeat protein SHOC-2-like. Gene Ontology annotation, molecular function: protein binding. The transcript is spliced from 5 exons. NCBI's taxonomy places the organism in Eukaryota, Metazoa, Arthropoda, Insecta, Hymenoptera, Eulophidae. The record is from RefSeq and is a predicted model, not a curated record. Bases 238 to 1980 code for a protein of 580 amino acids.